Thelazia callipaeda (thelaziosis nematode) is the source of this 1992-nucleotide messenger RNA. NCBI's taxonomy places the organism in Eukaryota, Metazoa, Nematoda, Chromadorea, Rhabditida, Thelaziidae. The record is from the annotation of a GenBank genome assembly.
AUGAAAUCAAGAAUAAGGAAUAUAUUGUCAAAGUUUGUGCUUCACACAAAACUAAACUCUCAAGGAGUAGCAGUUGUUUGCAAUGUGAAAAAUGAUGUUGGUUAUUUGUGGAAUGAUUAUAUUGGAUUUAUUCGCGUCGAAGGUCACAUAACACAGCAGCUAAAGCCGUUAACUGCUGUAGAAUUUCAUGCAAUGCCUUCAAAAAAAGACAGCACACCUGUUUAUUUCGUGGCUAGACAAGUUGUCGUUGAUUCUGAAAUUACAUUUCAAUCUGAUGUUCUUUUGUUUAAAAGGAAUGCGGAAAUGAAAAAAAAUGGUCGAGUUCAAGUUGGAAAUUGUGAGGUCAGAUUAUUGAAUAUAGCAUGCUCAUUCCGAUCUAUUACUGGUUCAAGUGUAUCAGUUCUUUAUUAUAAAGAAUACAAUAAUAACCUUUCUGGCACUGGUAUUUAUGCCACAACAGAUAGUGAUCUUAUUGCGGGAAUUAAAGUUGCUGUAUUGCUAUUGAGUGCGCCACUUUUUGUUUCAAGCUGUAAUGGCAACAACUACUUCACUACAGAACGAUGUUCAGUAAUAGAAUCUUCGAGUGAUGAAGAAUAUGAUGAUGCGUUAGAAGAUUGUACAACUGAACAAUCGUCAUCUAAAAUUUGGCAGGAUAUUAACAUCUCGAUUCCUAUAACGAUAGAAACAGUUUUUUUAUUGCGAGCAAAAUAUGGAGCUCGAAAUCAUCAGGAUAUUUUUAUGACGAUUUCUGAUAAUGAUACAGACUACUCAUUUACUGGCAGCAAUAUAGAUCAUACGAGUAUGAACGAAAAUGAUGAUUUGAUCGAUAUUACUGGUAAUGAUACAGACGAUUCAAUCCUUGAGAGAAAAAUCGAAUAUAUGAAUUCAGACGAAGGCAAUUUGUUACAGGAUAUCAAAAUCCUUACAUCUGAUAGUGAUGCGGAAGACUUAUUUGUUGAGAGCAAAACCGAUGUAGUUUAUUCAGACGAAACCGAUGGUAUUGAGAUUCCUAUCUUCGAAGGGGAUGAAGACGAAUUAUCUUCUGGAGGCAGAAUCGAAUCUGUGAAUUCAAACAAAGAUGACGAUAUUGAAGACCCUAAUUCUCAAAGUAGUGCAGACGUCCCAUUUAUUGGAAGUGAAAUAAAAUGUAUGGAUCUCAAUAAAGAUGAUGUUAGUAAGUUAUGGUCACUUUCGGGGAAGCGACUUCAAAAUAAAAUAGAAAGUUAUGAAGAAGAUUCAUCGGAUGAAAGUUAUUUGAAAAUAAUGAAUUCAUCAAGCGAAGGGACUAGUUCAGAUGAGAUGGACCAUAUUGAUAUUUUAAGGGCUUGUGAACUAGCAACUGGAAUUAAUAAUAUUUGUCAUGAUGAUAUGUGGGAUAACCAAUUAAAAAAACAAAUGGUUUUCAAAGCUGAAAAAAUGCAACUUCAAAAUGUGAAAAUUAUAUUUCUUCUUUAUGCUCACAAAAUGCUGGUCUUCAAAUUUUUUGCUGCAUUGAUCAAGAGUGCAAUUCAGAGAUUUUUCAACAAUGCAAUUCUCAAUAAACAGUUGAAUCUCGCUAGUCGAAGUGAGUUGUCCAGCAGUGAUGCAAAUAACGAGAAGCAAAUCGCUGACGAGAUUCAGUCACAACUGGCAGAAAAAUCCAGUUUCGAUACUAAUUUCAAUGAAAGUCCUAUGAACGAAAUAAAGUCCGAUGCCAUGUGGAUUGAAGAAGUCGACCAACUCUGUAUUGAUAUACUUUCUAAUAGUCGGUUUCGUAAUUUUGUAAGUGUGAAUAAGGAAGGGAAUAAAGUCCUUUCUGAGAUAAUGAAAUAUGUGACUCGCCGAAUAACAUCAAAUGAAAUUGCUGCGGAGCUUGGAAUUCCAAUCUCUGAAGUAACGCCCAAAUGUUUUAAUGCCAUUUUUAAACGAAAGGCAGCUGAGCUUUGUCGUAAAUUCUCAGGAAUGGUUGGCUUUCAACGAAUUACCGAUCGUCAGAUCCCGAAUUUAGCUUGA